This is a messenger RNA of Erythranthe guttata (spotted monkey flower), 1073 nucleotides long. Lineage: Eukaryota; Viridiplantae; Streptophyta; Magnoliopsida; Lamiales; Phrymaceae. The record is from RefSeq and is a predicted model, not a curated record.
ACACAGAAAGAAAUUUCACCCAAAUCUCCGCCAUUUUCAAUUCUACACUUCCUAUUUCGUCACAAUCCAAUUGCGUUCGCCAUCAAUCAAUCAAUCAAUUUGUAAGUACACUCUGUGUGUAUCGUCUGCGCCCCCCUUUUUCUAUUCGGUGAUUUCAUCUUCUUCAAUUCAGUUUUGGGGUUUUACUUUUGCCGGAAUUUUCUGAAUUUUUUUGGGGCUUUUUCUUCGGAUAGUUUGAAGAAUGGCGGAGGAAUUGAGUCACGCUUCGAGAUAUGUGAAGUUGAACAAGGAUCAAGGCCCGAUGGAGGAGAUUAAGCCCGGCGAGCUUAAUCAGCCAAUCGAUGUUCCUCAGUUGCACGUUCGCAAGUGCAACGAAUGUGGACAGCCUUUACCGGAAAGCUAUCUAGCUCCUGCCGAUGAGCCUUGGACUACUGGGAUCUUUGGUUGUGCAGAAGAUGCAGAAAGUUGUAGAACGGGACUAUUUUGCCCUUGUGUUCUGUUCGGCCGCAACGUAGAGCAUGUGAGAGAAGAUAUUCCGUGGACCGGGCCAUGCAUUUGUCACGCUGUCUUUGUAGAGGGUGGGCUUGCAUUUGCUGCAGCAACUGCAGCCCUGCAUGGUUUUAUUGACCCAAAUAUGACAUGUCUCAUUUACGAAGGUUUGUUCUUCAGUUGGUGGAUGUGUGGGAUAUACACCGGCAUAAUGCGCCAGUCAUUGCAGAAGAAAUAUCAUCUCAAGAACUCGCCAUGUGACCCUUGCCUGGUGCACUGCUGCAUGCACUGGUGUGCUCUGUGCCAGGAGCACAGAGAGAUGAAGUCCCGAUUAUCAGAUGAAACCGCCAUGCCAAUGACACUUGUUAACCCACCUCCCGUUCAAGAGAUGAGUGCUGCACGCGAUUCACCAUCCACCUCAGCAAAUGCCAACCACCAAGUUCAUCUCGAGAUGCAAGCUUUAUAACAAACUAGCAGUAGUAUUGCCCUAUAUACUCUACAGAGAGCUUUUCAUUAGCUCAAGUUUUUAGUUUUCUUUUUCGAUAUACAAAACUGAUGACUGUAUAAUCUUUUCAAGCCCCUUU